UGUGUGUGUGUGUGUGAGGAGGGGCUGAGGAAGGCUCGGAGUUUUUCUUUGUUAUUGUUGAUUUUUUUUAGGAGGGGGCGUGUGUGUGCUUUGAGAUGAUUUGUUCUUUUGCUCACACGUGAAUGUAGGAUCGGGAAAGGUGGAAAGUGGCGUGAGAAGCAGAGAGAGGCUGCUUUCAAUUCCGUGCUAUCGCUUAAAUUCCUGGCAGCGUGUAGAGGCGUUUCAGUCGGCAGCUCCAGACCAAGCUGGUGCACACACAUACUCACAUACACACCCCACAGACAGAGUCUGCAUUGGAAGCCAAGCUACAGCGACUGCUCUCUCUCUUCCCCCGGCUCUCUUGAUUUCUUCCUGGUCCAGGUAUCCACUCAGCCAGCACCAUUUCUUCCAAAGGCAGACAGGACGACAGUCCAGCUCUCACCCGGGGGGUCCGUAAGAAGCGGCUGAUCGCCGCCGCGGUGGCGGUGCUGAUGGUGUUGCUGUUGGUCAUCCUGAUCCCGGUGCUGGUCAACUCGGCCGGUACCUCGGCCCGGUACGAGAUGCUGGGGACUUGCAGGAUGGUGUGUGACCCUUACGGCUCCAAAGCUACCACGGCGGCGGCCGAGACCGUGAGGGACCACAGCCUCAUGCCCUUACCCACUUUCAUCCAGGGACCCAAAGGGGAUCCCGGACGCUCGGGGAAAGCCGGUCCCCGGGGACCACCCGGGGAACCCGGGCCGCCUGGUUCGGUGGGACCGCCGGGAGGUAAAGGGGAACCGGGGAGACCGGGGCUGCCGGGUUUACCGGGACCUCCCGGGCCCAAUGCCGGAGCUAUCAGCGCCGCCACCUACAGCACGGUGCCCAAGAUCGCUUUCUACGCCGGCCUGAAGAGGCCCCACGAGGGCUACGAGAUGCUCAAGUUCGACGACGUGGUCACCAACCUGGGCAACCACUACGACCCGAGCACCGGCAAGUUCACCUGCUCCAUCCCAGGCAUCUACUUCUUCACUUACCACGUCCUGAUGAGAGGGGGAGACGGUACCAGCAUGUGGGCGGAUCUGUGUAAAAACGGCCAGGUUAGAGCCAGUGCCAUCGCCCAGGACGCCGACCAGAACUACGACUACGCCAGCAACAGCGUGGUGCUGCACCUGGAUGCAGGGGAUGAGGUCUAUAUUAAACUGGAUGGUGGCAAGGCGCACGGCGGCAACAACAACAAGUAUAGCACCUUCUCGGGAUUUAUAGUCUACGCAGAUUGAGGGAAGAAUGCAGCAACAGAAAGAAGCAACCAAAUCAAAUCACCUCCUGCGUGAGCGACUGAGGGUGGGAUACCCGUGGCCUAAACAAACAAAAAAACCAAAUGGACGGUCGCCAGAUGUGCUCCGUACUUCUGGAUACAAUCAGCCGUUGUUUUGUUUUUAAAGCUAUUUGAAACGUACUUGCAUACCUCGAAAAGACCAUGCCCAUGUCAAUUGGUUCAGUUUGGGUUAGUGCACCCAAAGCAAUUUCUCAAUGUUAGCGUUAUGUUUGUGAGAGGAAAUCCGUCCAAUACUGAGCACAGUGGCCAGUCUCUCUAUAAAACCUCAAGAUCGUGCGGGGGGAAUAGAAAAAAAGAGCAAGAUUUUCAAGUAUUCCUCAUUUUCUGAUGCUUUGGUAUAUUGAAUUCACCGCUUUAUCCAUUUGGUUGUCGUGAUUAGCCAUUUCUCUGCUUGGAAAUCCACAUUAAUCGCUGUGGUGAGCAACAAUUUUCUAACAACUCUUCUGGUUGCAUUGUUAAAUGAGUAUGCUUUUUUUUAAAAGAUAAAGUCAGUGUUUGCCUACUAUUAGAGUUGUACAUUUAACAGAAAGACUAAUAUAAAGACUAACGUGCGUGCAAUAGAUGCUGUGCAGCUUUCUGAUUGCUGUGGCAUGAAUUUCAAGUUCGAUAUAUACAUGUAUAUGCAAUAAGAUGCCAUAGAUUUUUAAACUAAAUCUUUCGAUCGUAUCAGUAUUAAAGUAUUCAAUAUUGAUCAUGAAUCGCUGUGACCUUAGCUCUUUCACGUUGAUCUGACUGCCCUCGAUUUGAUUAUCCCUUAACAUUUCGUACAUACGAUCCGACCUGAAUAGCCGUAAUAAAGAAAGGUUCAAACCAGUCAAUCUAACGGGUUCCUUCGCGGUAUACUGAUGAUUUAACAGGCUACAUUCGACUUGUCUGCUGAGUACUUCCACCACACACGAUUGAAGCGGUGGGAUUUUAUGGAACUAUAGAGCCAGCCCUACCAGCGUUCCAAAGUGCUUCUAGCUACAGGCCCCUAUUUUAAAUUCAGGUAAACCGAAACAUUUUACAUUUAAUUGUCUCCAAAACAAUUUAGUUUAAGAAUAGACUUGGCUGGUAUUAAGCGGACAUUAGCUUUUUCUAUUUAUAUUUUAAUUCCACGCGGCUUAUUAGGACAAUUCAGAUAUUGUUCGGGGCCCAAAUUACUGUUAUACAACAUUGCUGUUCAUUAAAAGAGAAUACAACACCUU
Molecule: messenger RNA, 2481 nt
Organism: Rhincodon typus (whale shark)
Lineage: Eukaryota; Metazoa; Chordata; Chondrichthyes; Orectolobiformes; Rhincodontidae
Gene: c1ql3a
Product: complement component 1, q subcomponent-like 3a
Exons: 2
Coding region: 471-1235 (254 amino acids)
Molecular function (GO): protein binding
Source: RefSeq, a predicted model, not a curated record